AUGUCCGUCAAGCUUUUUGUCGGUGGUUUGUCUUGGGGUACUGAUGACCGUUCUCUAAGGCAAAGAUUUGAAGAAUAUGGCACCGUCGAAGACGCUGUUGUUAUCCGUGAUCGUGAUACUGCGAACAAGAGUUUAGUUGAGCACCUUGUCAAUUUCGCGAGACUUUUCAAAACAUUUUUUUUGUUUUGUCUGGGUUAA
Messenger RNA from Funneliformis caledonium, 198 nucleotides. The record is from the annotation of a GenBank genome assembly. NCBI's taxonomy places the organism in Eukaryota, Fungi, Glomeromycota, Glomeromycetes, Glomerales, Glomeraceae.